GGUAUGUUUUUGUUGUCCCACAGAGAGUUAAAUGAAAGCGGUCGCGGUAUUAACAGUGAUUUGUUCGUAAUAAUGUUGGAAUAUCGGUGAAACUGUAAUGGUAACAGGUAUGUACAGUACUCUAGUGCUUUGUCCAGCCUAAGGUAGCGGUGUUUGAAUGUGUGUCGGUCAGACAUGGUGAGAUUUAUCGGUAUUUGGCAGCAGGCUUGUGUAAAUGAACACAUGGCAGAAACACAUGUGACUUUACUGACAGAGGGAGACUCUAAAUUUGUAUCUUCCUAAAAUAUACAGAAAAGUACAUUAUCUAUGUGGAUUUUAUUAUCGUACGUUCAUCUUACGGACUAACAAAUACGGACAAUUAAAAAGCUUCCUGUUAAAUAGUGGAGAGAGACCUGAUAUUCAAUUGCAUUAUUUUCAUGUGUUCAUGAAACGACUGGUUGGUGUGCAUGUAAAGCAAUCUAUUUUAACAUAUUCCCAGUGUUAGUAGCCAAAGUUGUUAUGAUCCAGCUGUGCAGCGACAAAGCAGACAUCUCUGCAUCUGUUCUGAUCAUCACUUAGUCAGUAUAUGGUAGACUGAAAUGACACAGAAUUGCAAUUCCUGUGCUUUUAUAUUAUCACACUGUUAACUUAAUAAAGAUGAGGCUUUUUAAGAGGAGGUUCUUACUAUUUACUCGAUACCCACAUUUGACAAAUGUCAACAACUUCAAUAGUCAAAUGUUACUCAGAUUAAUGAGCUGAUUUUGCUUUCAUUUACAUCAGACUGAUGGUUGUGUUGCAUCAGUCUGAUGCCUUAGGGGGAAUGCCUGAGGCAUGAAGCACGUAAUGCAAUUAUUCAAUUUGGUUGUCUUCAGACUGUCUUCGGGUUCAUAAGACUCCGGAUCUUGACUUUAAUGAAUCAGGUGCUCAGAGUUUGCUGCCUUGUACAUCUGUAGCUCCACAGAACAUCGAAACACUCAUCUAAGAGGCCUUGUCAUCGUUGUUUUCUUCCGCUUAUCCGGGGGGGCAGCUUCAGGAGGGAAGCCCAGACGGCCCUCUCCCCAGCCACUUCCACCAGCUCCUCCGGGGGGGAUUCCCAGGCGCUCCCAGGCCAGGAGAGAGAUAUAAUCCCUCCACCUGGUCCUGGGCUGGCCAUGAGGUCUCCUCCCGGUGGGACAUGUCUGGAACAACUCGAGCAGGAGGCGUCCAGAAGGCAUCCUAACCAGAUGCCCAAGCCACCUCAGCUAAAUCCUUUUGACGUGGAGGAGAAGCGGUUCCACUCUGAGCGCCUCCCGAGUGUCCAGGCUCCUUACCCUAUCUCUGAGGCUGAGCCACCCUGCGAAGAAAACCCAUUUCGGCCGCUUGUAUCCGCGAUCUCAUUCUUUCAGUCAUUACCCAAAGUUCAUGACCAUAAGUGAGGGUGGGCAUGUAGAUCGACCGGUAAAUUGAGAGUCUUGCCUACGGCUCAGCUCUUUCUUCACCAUGACAGAUCAGUUAAGCGUCCUCAUCACUGCUGACGCUGCUCCGAUCCACCUGUCGGUCUCCCGCUCCAUCCUACCCUAACUCAUGAACAAGAUCCCGAGAUACUUGAACUCCUCCACUUGAGGCAGGACCUCCCCUCCGACCCGAAGAAGGCAAUCUACUUUUUUUGACUGAGGACCAUAGUCUCGGACUUGGAGGUGCUGAUUCGCGUUCCAGUCGCUUCACACUCGGCCCCAAAUCAAGGCAUAGUUUCAGAAACCAGGCAUCUCAUUAUGUCUUCACAUGCUUGUUUUGAAUGUGUAUGAGUUUGUUACACUCUAGCGUAGACAAUAUGCACUGUGUGUGUUGGUGUAUUCACUGCCGGCCUCUGUCUUUGAGACAUAGUGAAAAGUUGAAGCAUUCCAUUAACACUAUUACUUGAAAUCAGAGGACCUUAACUAGUCUGUCACUGUCUGUCUCACAGCAUAAACACCAUCUCAGCAAUGGCUGCUCUGUGGACAAAGAUAUCCGCUGUCCUGCCCCCAAGUGAGGAGCAGUUUCCACUUCAGUUCAGUGACAAAGUGGAGUCCAGCGUGGUGGAAAUGCUGAGACGAUCCAGGCAGCAGCUUUAUGUGCACACCACAAAAAACAGCCAGAUACUUAAUGCUCAGAUUAUUCUGGAUUUUUCAUGGGAGAAACUCAACAUGGGAACAUGGCGUGAUGUGGACAAAGAAUGGAGACGUGUUUAUUCUUAUGGCUGCCUGUUCAAAGCGGCUGCUCUGUGCCAGGAGGAUCCGUCUGCAGAGGAGAUCCUGCUGGCUGUAAAGACUUGUGACAUGGGAUUACUCAUGGGUGCAGCCAUCAUGGAAGAUAUACUUCAGGUGAUUGUUCGGAUCCUGCAGGGUGAAGUCAGGAAAUCAGCAAAAGAAGAAAAGGAAAGGGAGUAUCCUCAGGUCAAGGUAUGCGGGUUUUAAACAGCUUUUUCACUUUAGUUUCUUGUCCUCCUACCAUUCAUAAAGCUUGUAAAUUUUGUCUUCUAGCAAAUGUUUUGUCAAAGGUACAAAAAAUCUGAAUAGUAAGUAGUUUUCUUAAAAGAAGUCCUGCACUUUAGCUUUUAUUUUAGUGCCCUCUUGGUGCGUUUUUGCUUAAUAACAGGGAUACUCAGGUACUCAUGAAAACUUUCACAGAAAGGUUUAAUUUGGACAUCUUAAAGCAGCUGUUAUCCUUUAAUCUGACAGUCUGGUAUCUUCUUAAUAAACCAUGUGAUCAGUUUUAUGUGUGUCAGAGAGUUGCUUGCAUGUGAUUUCAUUUGUUAGUGCUCUUCAACCAUUCAUUUUAUCUUUAACAUAUGAUCACAGACAGCGGUUUCUCCUGUUACUUUCCUCAGAGUGAGCAGUCCUCGCACAGAAUUUAACAGCAAAUGCACCUGUGUUAUUUUUGUAAUCUUAACAGAGAAGUAAAUUCGAACCCCCACGAGUUCCUGUUAUUAAGGAGGAGCAGGCUGUUCCCAGAAUCAGGUGUCCUUCACUGGAGAGCUUCAAUACCAACUACCUGCUCCCCCUCAGACCAGUGAUUUUAGAGGGGAUCAUCGACCACUGGCCUGCCCUCAACCAAAGACCCUGGAGGUGUGCUUGUUCACUUAAAAGAAUAUGUAUAUUUUUGUCCGUCCCUCUCAACUGUGAACUCCUUUAAACCUUUUUUUCAAUUAAAUGUAUUUUUUUGUAUUGAACCAAAUAUAAACAACAAUUAUAUUUGUACGCUUUACAAAAUAGUCUAGACUCUUUUGACUGUUUAUUUAAAGAGACUCAAAAACUGAUCGAAUGUUAGACAUUUUUUUGGCCACAGCAGUGACUGUUGACUUCCUUUAAAUAGGAAGAAAGCUCAAGCACAACCAGACUCAUUAGUAGACAGCCACCUGCCUCAACAUUUUGCAUUAUCAGCAUGUUAUAGGUGGGGUGGGCAGGAUCUAAGGAAGUGCCAGUUUUUGGGAGAAAUCUUGAAUGUAAACAAUACCCCUUCCAACCAGUUUUCCCCUCAGCUCCUCCCUCUCUGCUUCAGCAAGCCCCGCCCACAAACAGACACUCCUGCUCGCUCGUAUCGUUCCAAUUAAAUUCAGAUAUAAUGCAGAUAAAUACUUCAGAUAUUUACAAAUGAGGCCCAGUCAACGUGAAUGUAAAAUGCAUUGGUGUGACUGUAGAUGCCAACAGUCUACCAGCAAACACAAUGUUUGCAGCACUUCUACUACUAGGAUAAAGUGACAUAGUCCAGGAUCCAAGUUAAACAGUUUAGUGGCGCGACAACACACAGCAGGUCUUGUUUGACAAGAAGCACUUCUGUUACAGACACUUGGCUUAACAAAGCGGUUUACCUCUUCAGCAGAAAGGUUACAGGGUCCAUAAGAUCUCAAAGUGUUCACUGAUGUUGACCGGGCUUUUUAGUUCUUGUCCGGGUGGUCUACCUCCUUUUUACACGCCUGUUAUUCUGCAAGAGUCUCUGAUAUUUACUUCAUUUUCUGGCUUGUGUUGGCAGUCUUAGCCAAAGGAGGAUUCAGACAAUUUUCUGUACUUUCUGGUUGGUUUCUACUGUCUGAUAUUGUAGCACGCUAACUUUGUUUGGGCUCGUGAACGACACAGGGGAGCAGCAUCUGCCUCACAACCAAUCAGGUUGGGGGAGGCGGAGAAUGGCUUUGUUUACAGUCAGAAAGAGCGGAGCGCUCUGAAAUUUUAAAAUGUUGACUACACAGACAUAAAACACAGCGAUUUUGUUAUGUGACCAAAGAUCAUAGAUAACUAAUAGCUAUUGACUGAUAUUAAAAGCUUUUUUGUAUGUACACCACAAAAAAAGAUGCUUCUUUAACGGAUUCCCUCCUACUUAACUUAAAGCACAGCAGGACAAACUCAACCAAGAGGUCAUUCAGAUCUGAUACUAACGCGCCUCUUGGGUUUUCCAGUCAUUAUUACGUCUCUCUAAAUAUAUAUCCAGUGACCACUGAUGGUUGGAUCUCACCUUUCCAUCUGCAUCCAAAUAAACACAGAGUGAAGUGAUAAUGUGGUUGAAAACUUUGUUGGAUCACUGAAAACCACUCUGCAGACUAAAGUCUCUGUUGGAAAGAGAUCUGUGUGAUUAAUGCACAGAUCCUCUUGAUUGAACCGAUCAGAGUGUUUUAAAACUAAGAUAACGCAUGAAAUCAUUUAUCAUGGUAGGCUGGAUGCGGGAAAACAGGGACAGCCUUUGUGUGUUAUUGAAUGGAUGACAGAGCAUGACAAACACACAGACAGAGCCAUGUUGUUUUUGGUCUAAAUAUCAUGUAUGUCUUUGCUGUUUUAGUAUAAAACCUAUUAAUAUAUAUUUUUAAACACAUCUCUGAUCGGCACUAUCCCACCCUCUUAAAGGUUGAUGAGGACUCUAUGUACUUGUAUUUUCAUGCGAAGUCCUCUCUAAUGUAGAAACUCUUUAUUCAUGUGUUGGAAUGACAUGGUGAGUGAAUUACAGGGAGAGUGGGCGGUUUUUAAUAGUGGUGCAACGGAUCACAAAACUCACGGAUCGGAUCGUUCCUCGGAUCAAGAGUCACGGAUCGGAUCAUUUUUCGGAUCAGCAAAAAGAAAAAAAACAAGACAAAUAAAAUAUAUAAAAGUAGUGCACAGGGCAUAAUAUCUUCUUUUUAACAUAAUUAUUGAUGAAAAACAACUUAAAGUGCAAUAUACAGGCAUAUCUCCUUCCUUUAAAAUGUAACAAUGAACCAAAAAUGAAGUGUGUGCGCGAUGGGAUGUCGUAACGUGGCUCAAGCACUUUCAGCAUGUUUUUAAAGCCCUCGUUUUGCACAACUGAAUACGGCCUCAUGUCUGCAGCUAUAAACACACCGAUAGAGUUUGUGAAAGCUUUAGCCUGGUCGGAUUGCGCAGGAAGAGGCUGCUUAAAUACUGCGGUGAUGAGCGGUUGUUGGGCAGCUUUCGUUUUAGCUCAGGUGUUAUGCCAAAGAAUGCACCCCUGCCGUAUAGUGCACCCCCUAACGGGAGCGCGGUUGAAAGUACAUAACAAGGCGAAAUAAUACAAGUUUUCCUUACGUUGGAUGUAUUCAACAGCGUUUGCCUUUAAUAAUUUCAUUCAGGCUAUUCAUAUCAAAUAUGAGAUCAUUAUCUCCACUUUAAGAAGCUAACGGGUGGAGGGGAUGCAGGGGGUGCGUUCUACGGCAGGGGUGCAAUCUACGGCACAACACCUGUCAGUAAAACACCCGGGUGAUGUCGCUUCAAAUGCGUGAACAUGCUCGAUGUGUUUCCACUGUCAUAUGGCUUUCUUAUGCCACAGUGCCUACACUCCGUCGCAGUUUUGUACACUGACCUCUUUCCUUCUUCAUCAUAAUUGACAGGGAAGCCAAAAUGCUCCCAUACAGGGGAUUUAAGUGUCGCGGGGCGUUCGAGCUCCUCCUUUCUCCGCUUUCAGAAAUCGAUCCGCGGAUCACAUGUGUGCCGAACCGAAUACGUCGAUCCGAACGGAUCACGGAUCAAUGAUGAUCCGUUGCACCACUAGUUUUUAAUGUGGCCCAGGAUACAAGAGCAUGCACACUGCCAGACCAAAGUAAACAAAUGUGUCCUGACUAAAUCUGUCCUCGUGCCAUUCGGGUGUGUUUAAACCUAAAGUUCAGGCUGUGAUCUGAUCACUUCGGUGGGAUGUUGAGGCGCUAACGGGGCCAAAAAGCCAUCUCUGUCUAUAAGCUCUGAUUUCACAGCUUCAGUAUUAGCAUUUACAUCAGUAGUCUGACUCUAUAACCCCACUCAUGAUCAGGCACUGUGAUGGGAAAUGGAAGUUUCAGUCUUUAAAUGCAUUUAGAUGUGGGUAGGUAUUAACAUUAUGAACUGAGUUUUGUUUAGUUUACUUGUCACAACAUCCCUGCCUCUAAUGUCAGACACCAGCGUCUGAUUUAACCGCCUCUCCAUUUAAGAAUCUCCUUCACUGUCCUCCCUCUUACUGCCGACUGCCGACAGCUGACUAUUCACUCUGACAUCUGACACACGGCUCCUGGCAUCGUGCUCUGAUUGUGGAGGAGGACAUCCACAAGUGCAUACCUGACAUAUUUUGAAGCCGAGCUAGAAUCCUAAAUAACCAAAUGAUUGUUUGAGUGAAUCGCUAAAAUGUUUUAUUCAUUGAUUCCCUUCUUUCCUGCAAAGCAUAGAAUACUUGAGGUCUGUGGCUGGCUGUAGGACUGUUCCUGUUGAGGUGGGAUCCAGGUACACGGAUGAAGAAUGGUCUCAAACAUUACUAACCGUCAAUGAAUACAUCGAUCGAUACAUUGAACAUAAAGUAAAUAUCUUCCUUCUGCUUUGAUGACAUGGAAAAAGUAAGAUCUGACACCUUUUUAUGGCUUUAAAACACUGUGUUGUUUUUGUUUUGUCACCAUCCAGGAUGGAGGAAAAGCCGUGGGUUAUCUCGCUCAACACCAGCUUUUCGAUCAGGUGUGAAACCAUUUUUGUUGACUUUUGAAUUUUGCUGUAUAUAUAACCAUAAUUAUUUAUGUUUUCAGUUCCCUAAUUGAUUUCUAAGAUUGUAUUUUUCAUCAUGGUGAAGUGUAGAUCCUCCUUUUUGCCAUCUUUCAUCCUCACACAUUACUUUGAAAAGUUUGACUUUUUGUCCCGAUGCUUAUGUCAAUAUGUUGCCACUCGUGAACUUUACAAAAAGGGCACCUCAUCAAAAUUAAAGCUGGGUGUUUUAGACUGUCGAAUGAAUUAGAAUGAGGAGGUGACAUGGCGCACAUCAGUCAUCUAGAUGUUUCACACCACAUCCUGAAUGAUUGAGGAAGAACCUCCUUUAAGCUGUGUAUUUACUCUAAGCUAUGAGCCUUUCUUUACUCGCCAUAUUAUCAAAUAAAGAGGCAUGCUUCAUCUUUACAUGAUAAUAUUCAGUGCAUCCUGACACAGCUUUUUUACUUCCAAUACGAUACAGAUAUUGCUUUCAAUAUUGACCGAUAUUGAUCCGAUAUUGGCACAAUAAUGUCUAUGACAAGUUUUUCAAUCAGCUGCAAUGUCUUUUCUCGGACUUAAACAAAAAACACUGCCAUACAGCCGACAUCACUCCAACUCUUAGUUACUUUGUUAGUACUUUAGUACACACUAUUAUUGUGAUUAUGUGGGCUCAGCUUGCUGGAUCAGGGCGCUGCGAGAUAGAGGUGAUGGAGUGGAGUCUGGAAUGGACUGCUUGUAUCAGUGCUGAUAAUACAGAGAUUUUAGAUGCAGGCCGAUAUAAUCCGAUUUUCAUUUUUUUGCUGAUAUCAAUAUCAUAUCAGGACAGCCCUACUCUCAAUCUGUGAGAAUAUGUAUGUCAGACCCUGCAGGUUCUUUGGUGGUGAAUUUGGUUUUAUACAAAUGGAUAAAACAAAAAUAUAACAACGGUUCCUAAAUAUGGGUGAUGUUGAUCCCUGCGUGGCCCUCUCAUGUAUCACCUAUGUAUGGAAAACACUGUUGUACAGGGUAUCUGCUGAGUCUUAGAAAGUCUUAAAACACCUAAAAUCCAAUCAUUUGAAUUACAGGCCUUAAAUACAAUUUUGAAAGGUCUCAAAAAUGUGUUGAUGUUACUUACAAAUAAAUAAUGUGCAUAGAAAUAAAGAUUGAUUUUAAGUAAUGUGAAAUAUUCCGGUUUCUCUUCAUGUCUUUUGUACUUUUUUUUGCCAAUAUGGAUGUUAAAUGGGUCUUAAAUUGUUUUCGUUAUGGUCUUAAAAAGUCUCGAAUUUGACUUGUGGAAACCUGUUACAGUUUAAUUAAGAGGUUUUUAACUAAAAGGCUAAAUGUGUGCAUCUCCAAAGCCUGUACACAUAUCCUCUGGGACCAUGAAUAUCUGCACCAAAUUUCAUAACAGUAUAUGUAGUAUGUGUUGAGAUAUGUGCGUUGAAUCAAGGAGGAAAAGAGACUGAUAGAUAGGCUGAUACUGUACCUCGAGCUGUGUUUCUGCUUCGAAUUCUUCAAAUACCACAAACAAGAGGGAGAUAAAUGAACGUUUCCAGCUGCUAUAGUCUGCAGAUGAUCUAAGGAAAAACAAGAUGUAAUGAAAUUAGUGUGGUUAAUCUCUGUAAUAUGAUUUUGCUCCUCAUGACGUUCCUCCAGAUUCCAGAGUUGAAGGAGGACAUUCGCCUCCCUGAUUAUUGUUGCCUCGGCGAAGGAGAAGAAGACAACAUCACUGUAAAUGCCUGGUUCGGGCCAGGAGGCACAGUGUCUCCUCUUCACCAAGACCCCCAGCAGAACUUCCUCGCUCAGGUGACAAAGCAGCAAGUUUCAUGAGUGGAAGAUCUGUCACGCCACCAUGGUUUAUUUGUUUGUUUGUUUGUGUGUUUAUUUAUUUACAAAACCCGUAUAUACAUCAGGUGGUGGGGAGCAAAUACAUUCGCCUAUAUUCCCCUGAGGACUCAGACAAGCUGUACCCCCAUCAAUCCCAGCUCCUCCACAACACCAGCCAGGUAGGAUUGACAUUGCAUACAGACUGUGCAUGUUUGGCCUGCAAAUAUAUGCAGUAUGUUCAAUGUAUGACUCUUUCUGCAUGCAGGUUGAGGUGGAGAAUCCUGACAUGGAUCGGUUCCCCAAGUUUGCUGCCACUCCUUAUCUUGACUGUGUGUUAAAGCCUGGAGAGGUGCUCUUCAUCCCAGUGAAACACUGGCAUUAUGUGCGCUCCUUAGAGCUCAGCUUCUCUGUCAGCUUCUGGUGGUCAUGACUGCUGAUGUGUAAUAAAAAAAUAUAUAUUUAUUUUUUUAAAGACUAA
Messenger RNA from Xyrichtys novacula (pearly razorfish), 9177 nucleotides. NCBI's taxonomy places the organism in Eukaryota, Metazoa, Chordata, Actinopteri, Labriformes, Labridae. The record is from the annotation of a GenBank genome assembly.